GUACAUCCGCUUGGUGACUGUUGCUGUUAUGAUGUCGCCCUGUAAAAGUUGAAUUGCUGGCCUCAAGAUGUUUUCCUCCUCCCAAGAGCCAUCGAAGUCUCUGAAAUGUACUGUUUUCCUGGAUGUCCAUAAAAUCACAUGCCCGGGAGUGCUUCUCUCCAAGAAGAAUGAUAUCUACCUCAGUGUGUGCAUCAUGGGCCAAUUCAAGAAGACCCCCUGUUUGCCUCCGGUCUUCCCUUUAGUGUUCCACCACAAAAUGGUUUUUGUCAAGACUUUCUCCGGUGUUGUUGACCCUGCUGAUGUAGCUGACCUCCUUGAAGCUGACACAACAUCUUUUGAGCUGAUUCAGUCAGUGCCUCCAGAGGGUGAAAUCCUAGCCACAAUGGAAGAAAACACCAGAAGUUUCUUGUACCCUGGUCCCAGAGAGGAAGCAGCAGAGGGUGAAAUACUGAUGAGAAGGUCCCCCUCUUUUUUAGGAAUCUCCCCUAAGCUAGACUUUACCACAACAUCAGUCAUAGAGGAGAGUGAUGGGAGAGACAGCUCGGCUGCCUCACCUAGCUGCAAUCUCUCUUCGGUGAGGCUGUCUUUAACCUCGUCCAGACGAAGUUCAACAGGCAAGCCUCUGCCCUCUAUUGAGCAUUUCAUCAGAAGAGAUGAUGGAAGCUGUGCGUCUUUGAAAGGAAGGAAAGAAAAGUUAAAUGUUGAGUCUAGAAUUACAGACUCUGCCCCUCUAUCGGCAUCCAGACGCUCGCCUCUUUCAUCACCGUCUGGUCGUAGCCCUCAAAGAGGCAGCAAAGGAAAGAAACGCAGUGUGACCAGAGCUUUUACGGACUGCGGAUACCAGCAGCACACAGUUUCCUCAAGGACACGAGCCCUGUCCCCUUACACCCACCGCAAGAUGUGCCAGCUCUCCGAGGACACCAGACAGAGGCUUAGCCACCUUCAGCUGGGGCCUCACCGCUUCAGGAAGGAAACGGAGAGUCAGCCUCCGUUUUUGGUCUCUUGUGGCAGUAAUAUCUCUUCAGUGGGGUCUCUUUCCUCCUCUACACUAAAUGGAAGUGUGCUUCGGUGGUCUGUCAGCUUCUCAGCUGACCACAAGGAUUCUUCUCUCCGGCAGAGUCACAGACCAAGCGCAACAAGAAUUGAAUCUGGCAUCCAGUCACCCCGAGACACGUCAUCCAAACAUGAGCCACAGAUCAGAAGCCCAACAAGAGGUUCUUCAUCGGCCAUCAGCAAUUCCCUCCGAGAAAGACUCCAUCACAGCCCAUCCUAUGGGGAGCAGAUCCACAACCGGGUCCAAAGGAUUUUGCAGACACACAAAGCUUGCGGAGACCACGUCCUGACCUUUGACCUUUGACCAAUACCUUAUCAAUGCAUUUCAUGGGCAACUUCACUAGUUGCAAUAAAGCAUAUUUGAA
Molecule: messenger RNA, 1418 nt
Organism: Salarias fasciatus (jewelled blenny)
Lineage: Eukaryota; Metazoa; Chordata; Actinopteri; Blenniiformes; Blenniidae
Gene: spata6
Product: spermatogenesis associated 6
Exons: 11
Coding region: 68-1357 (429 amino acids)
Biological process (GO): spermatogenesis
Cellular component (GO): sperm head-tail coupling apparatus
Molecular function (GO): myosin light chain binding
Source: RefSeq, a predicted model, not a curated record